Messenger RNA from Microthlaspi erraticum, 396 nucleotides. NCBI's taxonomy places the organism in Eukaryota, Viridiplantae, Streptophyta, Magnoliopsida, Brassicales, Brassicaceae. The record is from the annotation of a GenBank genome assembly.
AUGACAAUAACCUACCAGAAUUUAUGGCCAUUAGCUUCAGAUCCCAUACUCUAUAAGUACGACAACGUUACAUUAAAGGUAACCACAUUGUCAUAUCUUGCAAAUUACAAUAUAUAUAAGUUAUCGGAGGUUGUAACAAGACAUCAAAGCAAAUCAUCAUCAGAGCAUAUUCAAACCAUCAUGAUAACAGUAUCCAUCGCCGCCGAGUUGCUUGAAGAAUACACGGUGGCGCUCGCUCGUAUCACCGCUACCCUCCUCCCUCCACUACAUACAAGUCCCCGUCGACGCGUCCGAGCUCCGACUAGCAGCGGCCGAGCUGAUUCUCCCUUGCCUCGUAACGACAUAUCACCAUCGUCAUGCGCUCCGAACUACGCCGCUUUUCUCUUGAAUUUCUGA